Molecule: messenger RNA, 23373 nt
Organism: Porites evermanni
Lineage: Eukaryota; Metazoa; Cnidaria; Anthozoa; Scleractinia; Poritidae
Source: the annotation of a GenBank genome assembly
AUGGCUACUUUAGCUAAAGCACCGACUACACAUGAAGGUAAAUAUCUUCUUCUAGUUAAAUAUGGCAUUAUUUCAUAUUGUGUUCACACUCCUUAACAACUAUGUCUCUUUUUCAUUAGAAAUUGAAAGACAAAUUCAGCAGAUUCAAGCCCAGAGGUCAAAUUUACCGAAAGUUGACAUCGGCGAAAAGGUAUGCUAGAUCAUCAACUUUUAACGCUUUGCAUUUUCCUUUUAACUUUGUAAGCGUCUGCGUCAAUUUUAACCGAAGUAAAUCAUUUAACGUAUUACUGUUUCAUUUUAAUCCUAUUUAGAAGCGAAAAAGUGUGCUGUAAUCUGUAGAUUAUGCCAUUUUAUCGUAAAUAAAGGUACGACAAAGUGGACUGAGCUUAUGAAAUUAUCGACUGUGUUUCUUUGCAGGUUGGUUUAGCAUCUGUUGGUGAAGGAGGCUACGAUGUGGAGAUUUAUGGCUCGGGUGGGAACAGGUAAAAUAUUUUUGAAGGAAGUUAUUUAUCGACCAGUCAGGCAAAAGUGUAGAUUUUUUUUAUACAUUUACUCAAACAAGAGAGAAAUUAGCUAUGGAUUUGCUCUUUUUGUAAUUUGUUUACCCACAAAGCACUCGGAGUCCUUAAGAACUUGUUUAAAAGUGUCUGUGUGUUUCAGAUUGAUUUGGAAUGUAGAAGUGUUGUUUUUUUGUGGAGCGGGAAAACUGGAAUACCUGGAGAAAAACCUUCCAGAGCAAAGAAGGGAAUGAACAACUAACCCAACUCACAUGUAAUGCGGAUGCCCGAACUCGAACCUCGGUUGCAAUGUUGGGAGGCAAGUACCCUCACCAAUGUACCUCUGCCAUCCUUGCACCCCAGUUAGUUAUGGAUAUGUUUGUGAAGAAACUCUAGGACUACAUGUUGGUGAGGUAACUGCUCAAGUCAUCCGAAAGUCACCUUUAGAGAAACUACAACCUGCACUACUUGCUUGGUUUACUUCUUAUUUGAUUCAUUCAAAUGCUUUGGUUGUCUACUGUUGAGCCUUGGGCGUCAGCAAUCAAAAUAGUGCACUAAGUUGGUGUAAGCGAUAUUAUAUUGCAGCAAAUCUAGUCCCUGCAACCCUGAAGAGUUGUAUUAAGUAAUGUUAAUUGAAAAUAUUAUUAUACUCUUUUGUUUCUUCCACUUUAGAUUUGAGGGUUAUUCCACAGACAUUGCUCCAAAUGAGCAAGAAGAGGUUAGUCCUGGUUUUUAUUUUUGAUCUUCCAACCUUUUUGUCAGCGUUGCUAACAUAUAAGUAAACACCAAAAUUAUCGCUACAAAACAAUCUCAUACAGUGGUCAUAAUUUAGAUUUUACAUCCUCCUGCUUGUAUUUCACUUGCCCCCUCGCCCUCCCCCUCCCUGGUGAGGGGCUAAUCCUUGGGGAAUUCUUCUUUGGGGUUUACUGCCCAGUUCUCCAAAUCCUGACCCAAUUUCAGACCAAAACAUCCAAUCUUCUACACCUGUUUUCACACCUGGCCUCUGAGAAUAAAUUAUUGUACUUGGUUUGCCACUCCAUUACCUUGCCCAAGUGAAGUCAACAUAGUGUGUAUUUAUUAGUAUCAGGCAGUUUUUUCACACUGAAUGUUCUACAUUAUAUACACACAUAUAUAUAUAUAUAUGCCCUUGUGGUCUGCUGAAAAAAAAACAUUCCUGAUUUUAGAGCGCAAUGGUUGAAUCUAUACUGUCUUGUUUUUAGCCCAAAGGCAGGGCUCAAAAUAUUGGCCGGUCAACAGACACUGUCUGGUCAGAGUGGCCUCUUGACCGGCCAGAAGCUCCACUCACUGGUCAUGUUGACCAGUCAUGCAGACUCUUAUUCCUGAACAAUCAGCCAAAUCCUCACAUGUAAAUCUUAGAUUUUGCUUCCUUGUAAAAGUACAGUCAUGUUUAUGAAUAAAUAAUGACACAAGGAUUAGUUCACUUUUUUCUUAUUUUUUGACCAGUCAGAAAUAAGACUUGACCGAGCAAAAAUUUCUGCCCACCGUCCAAAAAUUAUUUUGAGGCCUGAAAGAACUCUAAAUCCACAUCCUUUGGGCUGGUAGAUCCCUUUUAUAGGGGAGUCGCCCUCCUCCCUCUCCCUUCCCCUUACCUACCACCUGGUGCCAAAUCAGGUGGAUAGUUUUAUGUUUUCCUUUAACCUGUUUCUCUCAUGGCAUUUUGUUCAGGAUGACGAUGAUUACUCAACAACAAUUAUGCACCAGUCACGGAACAGCUACACUGCUCCUGCUGCACUAUUAAAUGAGAUUGCUCAUACAGCAGAACAUGUAUGUAUACAUUGUACCUUUAUAAUAUCAUGUUGGUGUAUGUGGUUUCUAUUAGACAAGGUACAGUUGUAUUAUAAGCACUUGCCUUUUAAUGGCAAGCAUUCUGAAAAUAAGGUUCAAUUCAAAUGACAACACUUUUGGAGUAUUUGUAAUAAUACUCUUGUCAGAACAUAAGUGAAACUGAUCAUCAUUAUAUUAAUUUUUGCAGCUAUAUUGUAACUGAAUUACCACUGAGAUAACCACAUGUUAUAUCAAAAUUUCAGUACUGUUAAUUUAUUAUCUCAGGUAAUUUUUAUUGUUCUUUUGUUUCAACUUCAUUUACAUAUACUACCAUACCCAAAAACAAAAGAAAAACAAAAAUUACAUGAGGUAAAAGCUUUAUAAAGAGCCUUCAACGUUUCAUUUGUUUCCAUGCAAUUCUUCGAGUGUUCCAUUGCAAUGUAAAUUAGGUUUAAUUUGAUGAGGCUUGAUGAAGUGAAUAUGAUUUUUUAUCUUAUCAGGUGGACCCUUUUGCUCAGCACAGACAACCAACAAUCGCUGAGCGGGAAGAUGCAUAUAGAGCCAGACGGAGGCAAAUGAUCAUAUCACCACCAAGGCAUGAUCCCUUUCAAGAUGGUAGGUGUAGAUAAAUUAACCUUUUUUACUUUGUAUUGUUAUUAUGGUCAGAAAUUAAAGUCUGAUACUUAACUCUUAAGAACCACAGGCUUAACUCUAACUUGGUAGCAAAGAAAUAUUUUUAGAGUAGCCAUGACAAGGUAUUAGUUUUGUCUUGUUAGUUUUAGUUGUGAUUGUAUCUAGAAAGAGAUUUGCAAAACAAAAGUGUGAACAAUGCAUUAAAUACUUUAAGGUUGAGGGAGAGAUAGUCUGGUACAGUGGAACCUCCUUUUAAUUGAAACCCUUUUUUAAAAUGAGUGACAUUUUUCUUCCUUAAGAUCAUUUUGUCAGUUGAAAAUGUUUUUUAACCUGACUAGUAAUGUACUAUGAUGCUCAAAAUUAUCCCAGGUUUCAUAUUUACACUGUUCGUUUUCUCUCUGAGUUGAAAGAUUUGUAGCACCAAGUGACUCUCGAUUAAUUUCAUUUUCUUUCUUUGUCUUACAAGCAACUUGGCAAAUUGGAUUGAGAUAAAUGCAGUUUAUCAGUUGUUUAACCGUUUUCAGCCCGAUGUUGCAAUAUAUUCUAAUAACUCAUGAGUGGAGUUCCACUGUACCUUUUUUUCAGUAAUCAUGGAUAAUUGCCUCUUUAUGACCCAGUUUUGUUUUAAUUGAGAACCCUAUAAAGGAUUCUUUCAGUCCAGCAAAACUAUAGUUAGAAAGUAUGUACUAAUGGAAGUAGCUCUACUUUGCCAAAAUGUGUCAUCUUGCUGGUGUAAAUAGGGACCUUAAGCAACUACGACGAUGACGGCAGUGAAAAGAUCACUAAAACAUUGAAUUUGCGUCUGUUCAAACUUUAUCGGGUCUCUUUGGAACCGCUCAAUUUGUCAAAUGUAAGCAACAUUUCCUGGAGUUGAAAUCUUAAGGGCUUUAUCCAUGUUGAAAUAGAGAAAGGAAAAUUUGUUGUCGUGUGUCCAUGUCCUCCAUUUAAUGUCGCAUUGGAGAGGUUCCACGUCGUAGUCGUGCAGUAGACGUCAAAGAAAUGUACUAAAAAGCAUGAUUCAUGUGUGGAGCUGUUGUUUUGGUCAUAAAACCAAUUGUUUUUUAUGUUGUUUUUGUUGUCGUUGUCAUAGUUGCCUAAGGUCCCUAGUAACUUUGUAGUUCCAGCUACACAUAUUAUUUUUAAAUGGCCACAUUAUUAUGGUAGGCAUUUGUCAUGAGCUAUACGUGCAGACACUAUAGUUAUAAUAAUUGUUACAGUCCAAAAAUUGUUUACAGGUUAAAAGUUUUUUUUGUUCUUAAUUAUCCUUCAACAAAUCCACCAAGCAAGUACGACAUAUAGAUGACAUAAACACUGCCAAACGUUAGGUAGAAUUUUCUACGGCAUUUCCUUCACAGGGGCGAAUCUUUAAAUAUGCUUCCUGCUGUCAACUGUCGAUUCUGGUUUGUUUUGCUUUAGUCUCCCUUUUUAAGCAAACACCCUUCUCAGGUCCUUGCCUGGAUUUCAAGCUAUGUUCCACAUUGUCUGGAACACAACUUUCCAUCUUCCUUACCCCUGAAACUUGUCUUGAUAGUGUUGGUCUAAAAAAGGUUACUGUUUAAAGUGGACUCCCAUUAUUUCUUAUUUCCUGGCGUCAGACAAGAAUUGAGGCAAUAGUGUUUAAUAUGAGGCCUUUGUAGUUCUAAUAUCAUUCUGUUAAAGUUUGCACCAAUUCAGUAAUUAUUGCAUUUGAAAUCCAAAUUUCUAUUGUCAUGGUUUAAACCACUAGUUGACCUUCUAAUGAAUGGUUACUGAAAUAAUUGUGGGCAAAAAUUGUGUAAUAAAUUUUUCAACUGAAUGUACUGCUUUUAGUUAACAGAACUUUUAAAAUAUAGUAGUGGUAAAAUUGUGUUGUUAUGUUAAUGUGUCUUGGUGCCUGUCAUCUGGUCCAAGAUAACAAGAAGUGAACCAUUUCCUGGUGUUGAAAUAGUGGGAAUCCACUGUACUAUAGUUUUGUUGGACUGCUUUUACCCUUUUAUAUAAAGUAAUAUAAGAACUGUUGACUUCAUUAUACUUACUCCUCAACCCCUUUUUUCCAUUCAGCGGUGAGUACUGGAUUCUACACUCAUCAUCUGCACAAAAUAAUUGCAAGAGUAAAUGACUUAUAGUGUUGGUUAUUUACAAAAACUUUGUCUCAAGUAUGGGUAUAAAUGGACGGAAUGCCUUGUGCGAUGAUCUGGACCAAACGGCAUCCAAUACUUACGUUAAUAUUAAAAUAAGAGUUCUAAAAUAGUCGUAAGUUAUGUUAGAAGUAGAAGGUUUAACUACCUGAAAUACAAAUUUUCACCCAAAAGGAAAAAGAUGUUUCUCAUUAAGUAAGAAAAGUGUUUGGUUUUUGAUGAAUGGAGUUUCUCUAAAAUGACAGUCAUUGUUGGAUAUUUCCUCACAACAAACGUUGGUCAAAUUUUUUUUGUUCAUUUAAACUAUGAGUUUUAUUUUUUCUGUGGAUAUUGAACAAUGUGUAUUCCCUGUCCCAUUUGAAGUCCUCUUGCAAAGUACAUACUGUCUGUAAUAAACGCGAAACAGAAACUAUUUAAGUAAAGAUUUCAAACCCUUGUGUGAGGCAGUUGAAAGUUUUACAGUGGCUGAAUUUAUGCUAGAGACAGAUUGUCUGUCUAAACGAAUUAUCCAUCAGACAACUUAUUUGUCCAGGCAUAAAUUCGAGAGAGAAAUUUACAUGGCUCUUCAGUUUAAGUAGCGGACUGGACAGAAAAAAAAACAAAAUGGUGGUGUUCAUAGCCCUUUUAAGGAAUUGGUUGAGAACAGUGCAAGGACGGAAGAGUAUUUCAGCUGAAUAGUUGUCUAGCAGAAAGUAUGAAUGAAUUGGCAACAGUGAACAUCACUUUACAUGCUGAGACAAUGAAUUGAUGAAUGGUGGGAUAAGGGUUUAACUAGUUGGUGUGAGGUCAUGAUUUGAAACGGAGAAAAAUGCUUAGAAACCUUUUGAAGAAAUAGGAACUAGGCCUUCUCAAGUCAAAAUUUAGGUCAAAUCCAUCUAUUUUUUGUUUUCCAGAUAUAAAGUUAGAGACAGAUUAUCUGUCUCAGGCUAAUUAUUUGUCUGACAGCGUGGCUGUAAGAUCUACUGAAAGACAAAGGACAAGGGAAGAUGAAUUUUGGCUCAAGAUUAAUCUAAACACCAGUUUUAUAUCUAGACGAAUUAUGCGUCUGAGAUAGAGAAUUUGUCUUUGACGGAUAAUUUGUCUCUGGUGUAAAUUCGGCCAAUAUAACUAAUAAUAAAGAAUAACCAGUCCAGUACUGAUACUACACAGUGGUCGAUUACUGACCUCUGAAGAAUUAUUUAUUAGGAGACGAGCCAGGCUAAGAUGUCAGUGAGUGGUACGACUCAUCGCAAGAUUCCUACCCACUGGGUUGGUGUUACAAUGCCGCAGCGACUGUUCCACAUGAUAAUUUAGCUCUUGUUAUUGUCUUUUUGUGUGUUUUACUCCACUGUCACUAGCAACUUAGGACAAGAGGUUAAGCCUGCUGGUCUUGAUGACUCACAGUUAACAGUUACAAAUGAACUGUGUUUGUAGAGUCUGAGGGACUGGCAGGCGUUCAUUAUGGACAGUGUGCAAGUUUUUUUUAAUCUACCACAGAACGUUCCUACCAUACAUUUUUUGUUUCACACAUUUUCUAGUAAGCAAAAUAAUUGUGUAUAAUUAAUGUUUUCUUUGUGAUGGAGCUUGCAAAUGAUUAAUAUGGCUUUCUUUUUUUCUCUUUUUUAAUUUUUUUGUAGGUGGCAAAACACCUGAUCCAGUCAUGUUGAAAAAUAUGAGGACCUAUAAGGACAUUGUUGAAGAGCAGGUUCUUCAAAGAGAUCAGGUUUGGACAUACAUCUUUUACAAUCCCCUAUUGUCUCCCAAAAUACCAUAAUUUAACCAUGUAGGACUACCAUCCUUGUUUACUUCCUGAUCUGCACACUAUUUACAUUGAGAUGACUUGUACAGGACAAUAAAUCUUCUAAGGCUGGUCCAGGCAAGGGCAAAUCUGUGAAUUUUAAUGCAGACAAUAGGAGGAUGACAACACCAAACAGUUGCUUAAACAAUUUCAAGCAAAAUUGGCAUACCGUAAAAUUCCGAAAAUAAGCCCCUCCAUGUAUAAGCCCCUCCAAAUAUAAGCCCCCCAAACCAGUAACGCAAAAAACCCUCCGUUAAAUCGCCCCUCCAAAUAUAAGCCCCCAGGGGCUUGUACUUGGAAAAUUGCCCUCAAAUACAAAGUAAAACAAAGCAAAAACGGUAAAUUACUUCUAACUGUAAGGCUAGCCCAGUCGAUUUUGAAACGCAAAUUUCCCUCCGUAGAUAAGCCCCUCCAAAAAAAAGCCCCUCAAAAAGGGCCUUUGAAAAAUAUAAGUCCCUGGGCUUAUUUUCGGAAUUUUACCUUACUUACCUAGUGCUGCUUUUUUUCUAAGCCUUUCGUGUUCUAAUUGGGCAUUUACUAUAAUCUUUCCUAUAGGAGUAAGAAGUAAUUGGGUUAGAUAUGUCUGCUUUACAAGUAUAGACAUCGUCAUUUUAACAAACUACCGGUACUUGUUUAUUUCAGGCAGAAAUUGUCCGUCAUCUCAGGGACCAGGCAGCAUCUGGAGACUUGCAGAAAAAUCAGUCAGCUGCUGCUUCCAAGCCAGGUACUGUUCAGUUGAAAAAUGUACAUGUUUGAGUUACAAAAGUAUGUUGGAGUUUUUAGACAACAAAAUAAAAGUACAAGUCUUGGUAAAAAUUCUAACACUGCACAAGGAACAUUUUUUUGUUGUUUUCUACUUCUUAAGUUGUUAUAAUACUUGUGAUGUUGUACAAAUAUAGAUUUUAUAGUUUUCCUUUUUGUUAAACACACUUGCGAGUAAGGUGCAUCCUACGUGUAUAUAAAUGCUCCUGAAAGGCUGUGCCUUGGAAGUACCCAGUAGCCCCUUAUGUCUCACUUUUGUUGGGCAAUUGCAAGUAGAAAAGCCCUUUUUUUCCAAAAAAAUCAUUAUAUCGUAGACAUCUGUAGAUCUGGGCAAAGGUAAAAACCAGUUAUGACAACCAAAAGUGUAUUCAUGUUUCAGAGAGGAAACGACGCCGGUGGGAUCAGCAGGCAUCUGGAGAUGAAACACCAGCAAAGAAAAAAUCCAGCAGUUGGGAUCAAGCUGAGGUAGAAAUUAUGGUGCUUCUUAGAACCAUUUUGUAAAUUAUUUGUGUAUAAUCAAGAAAACCACAUUGUUUCUUAUGGUCAAAUAAGAGCAGUUUCAAUACUAGUGGAAAUACUCCAGUAACAACAUUAAAAGCUUUUCUUUGCUGAAGAAGAUCUUGUGAUGAGAGUGAAGCUCCAGUGCCUUAGCCUUUCUCGGCAAAAACAGUUAACCCAAUAAUUAAGAAUUAAUAAGAAACUGGAAACAGGAGUGAACUUUGUUACAGCAAGAAGCAAAUAGGGGGAACAUGAGCAAGUUCAGUGACAAUUUUAUACAGUUGUCUGACAAGAAUUCGACAAUUAGACUAAGUAACACUGUUUAUCUUUUUUUGCUGGCAUCUAGAUGUCAACCCCUUCAGCAAGUCGAUGGGAUGAGACUCCUGGACGGGCCAAAGGAUCUGAGACUCCUGGUGUGACCCCUCACAGACCUGGUUCAGAAACCCCGGGGGCCACACCCAGCACCAGGAUAUGGGAGGCAACACCCAGUCAUGUCACACCAGGCCAUGCUACACCCAGUGCUACACCAGGAAAUACUACACCAGGUAAAUCCUUGAUAAAUUUGCUGCGAGAGCAGUAAUGCUUAGGGUGUGUUCGUUUAACAGUAUUCCAGAAUAAGAAUGAAUAGAAUAGACUCUAGGGAUCUUUCGGUCAAGCAUUACAAAUUUUAACCUACCAUUCAUUUGUUGGCUGACAUGAAAAUGAAGAAGUUCAUGAAAUGAGAAAAAGCAUUUGUCCUAGAAAUUGAAAUCACAUUCAUGCAUGUCGUAGUUACAUUAUUGAUAAUAAUUAUAGCUGCUGCAUUCAAGUGGUUCGAAAAUCCCAGGAAAAGAGUUUUGUUAGAAAUUUUUGGUGUGUUCUUAUUGUGGAAUACAGACGAUCAAAUUCACCCUUAGGGUUUCUGAAAUAUGAGAUUGCAACGUUUUAUUUCAUUUUAACCAUCAAUUACUUGAUAUCACUGAGAUGUUUAUUUAUCCACUUUGGACAACUUCCUGUAGACCCCUCUGCUGAAAGGCUGCUGCUUGUCAGAUCCGUUUUUUUCACUUAUCCUCACUUAGUGAUUGUCAUUGAUGGGUCACAUUAGCAGCGUGCAAAGAAAGUAGUGUCCGAUAGCCCGGGGCUAGUGAAUUUUGCUAUUAGGCAAGUGAAAUCUGUUUUUAACUUGCCCGACGGGCAAGUGAUGUUCUUUGAGGAAUUCGAAUAACAGAAGAAGUGUGAAAUCAAUUCUGCUCGAUGAAAAGCUUUUGGGGCUAGUUGAAAUGACAUCUGGGCUAGUAAAUGCUAGCUUCAGCUUGCCCGAAUGGCAAGCUGUAAAAAUGAUUUUCUUUGCACCCUGCAUUAGUGAGAAAAAAUGUGUAGAAGCUAAAGACUGUAAACUUCAAAAGCAGGUUGUCGGUCAUAACAACAGGGUCUAGUGUCGAUGAGAUAAUGACCGUACUUUUUUUCAGGCUAAAAUGGUGGUUGUAACCUUACGGUGAUUGUGUGGGUUUCAUCUGUAGAUAAGAUAAUAACAUAGCACAUUACGUUAUUUACAAAAUAUAAGUACCAUGUAUUUGUAUGAUGUAUUUUCUUUUCCUACACUCAGGUAUUUCAUCAACCAGGAGGAAUCGCUGGGAUGAGACCCCAAAGACAGAGAGAGGUUUGUUUUCUCCAGUAUGUCAUGAAAAAAUUGAUAGCUUCUCUUUUUUUAAGUUGAAGUAAUCGAUUGAUAUGGAUUGGAUUUUAAUUUUCAUCAGCUUGUUGGCCCUUAAUGACAAACUAAUGCCCUUUUUUAACACAGGUGAGACCCCAGGUCACACAACUCCAGGCCAUGCCACCCCAGGCUGGGCCGAGACCCCAAGAACGGAUCGCACUGGAGCUGAAACACCUGGUGCCACACCCACUCCAGGUAGUAAGCGAAGGUCCAGAUGGGAUGAAACACCAGCCAGUCAAAUGGGUGGUACCACCCCCAUGAUUGGCACAAGUGGGGUCACUCCCGCUGGAGCUGCUGCUAUGCAGAUGCAGACGCCUACCCCAGGACAAAUGGCCAUGACACCAGAACAGAUGCAAGCAUAUCGCUGGGAAAGGGAAAUUGAUGAACGCAACAGAUACCUCUCUGAUGAGGAACUUGAUUCACUUUUCCCCAAGGAGGGAUAUAAGGUUCUAUUUAUCUUUCUUUUUUCACAUUAAAAGCUGCUGUAUCUGAUGUAAGGAAGGGUUUGACCAUGCACUUUAUUUUCUGAAUCUCCUUAGAAAGUUUAUUUUUGCANCUUUUUUAACACAGGUGAGACCCCAGGUCACACAACUCCAGGCCAUGCCACCCCAGGCUGGGCCGAGACCCCAAGAACGGAUCGCACUGGAGCUGAAACACCUGGUGCCACACCCACUCCAGGUAGUAAGCGAAGGUCCAGAUGGGAUGAAACACCAGCCAGUCAAAUGGGUGGUACCACCCCCAUGAUUGGCACAAGUGGGGUCACUCCCGCUGGAGCUGCUGCUAUGCAGAUGCAGACGCCUACCCCAGGACAAAUGGCCAUGACACCAGAACAGAUGCAAGCAUAUCGCUGGGAAAGGGAAAUUGAUGAACGCAACAGAUACCUCUCUGAUGAGGAACUUGAUUCACUUUUCCCCAAGGAGGGAUAUAAGGUUCUAUUUAUCUUUCUUUUUUCACAUUAAAAGCUGCUGUAUCUGAUGUAAGGAAGGGUUUGACCAUGCACUUUAUUUUCUGAAUCUCCUUAGAAAGUUUAUUUUUGCAUACAUUUUCCUGAUUCUCCUAGCAUAAGGUUUCACCGCUGGUCACUUAUUUACAAGUCAUUGUCAAAUGUGGAGAAAAGACUUAAAUGAUAAUAGCUGUAAGGCAGCCUCAGUGUUUUUACAGAGCCCAUUUUGUAGGAUGAUUCUUGUGUAAUGUUUUAUUGAUCAGAGUUAUUAUUCUGCCAAUACUGCGGCAAAUAUUUUCAUACUGAAGUUAACAAAUGGUGCAAAGUAUUCACUCAUGUUCUAAGAUUUUAAAUAAAAAACAUCUCACAUUAUUUUUCAAUUCUCCGUCAUGAGAAACCAAGCACACUUGGCAUUUACAUUUUCUAAUGUGAUGUUCUACUUUUAGAUUCUUGAGCCACCACCAGGUUAUCAGCCAAUCAGAACGCCAACACGUAAGCUGACAGCCACACCCACUCCUAUAGGAGGCUCUGGGUUCUACAUCCAGGUAAAACAAAUUUUCUUAACUCUAUUCCUUCUCUCAAUAAUCACUUUAAUAUUUGACCAUGUUAUUUAUUUUAAUUGCAGCAAGAAGACAGAUCAGCCAAACUGGUUGAAGACCAGCCUCCUGGUAAUCUGCCAUACUUGAAGCCUGAUGAUGUGCAGUACUUUGACAAACUGUUGGUAAGUUCAAAAUCCUUUGAAGCUCUAAAUUGUAAAACUGUCCCAAGGAUUGUCUUAUUACUAUAUGCAGUUUUCACUGUAGCAUAGCAUCAUUUAAACUGAAAAAUUAAAGCCAUUUUCUUCAUUAGAGGAUGACAUGAAUAUGAUAAGGGAUUAUUGCCAAAGCUCCAACUGUGCAAUGAAAAAAUGUCUUCAAAAGAUUCUGUACAUUAGACAACUAACAAUUUCAGUUGUAUUGGUAAUCUUUUUUGGAAUAUAUGUAUGUCAUAUAUGUUCCACGAUUCAGUUGGAUUGGUAAUAUUAUUUUUAUUUUGGAAUAUAGGUGCAUUCCAUGUAAACCCAGGGCUGUCUUUAAAAGCCGGGGGCCGGGGAUUUGCCCCGGCUCCUAUGAAUGUGGCUCCUGGUUGCCUUCAUUGGAAAAUGGAAGAAAAAUAGAACCACAAGAUAUCUCUAGCCGUUUGAUUCCCUGCCUACUUUUUAUAUUUACCAGGAAACUUGAAAUCUUAGUGACAACCCUGAAACCAUUAGCUUGGUUUACUUUAAUUUCUUGUGUGUGAAUUCACAGGUGGAUGUGGAUGAGAGCACUUUAAGUGCAGAGGAACUUAAGGAGAGAAAGAUCAUGAAGCUGUUGUUGAAAAUCAAGAAUGGUACUCCACCCAUGAGAAAGGCAGCCCUGCGGCAGAUUACUGAUAAGGCUCGUGAGUUUGGUGCUGGGCCUUUGUUUAACCAAAUCCUUCCUCUGUUGAUGUCACCUACAUUGGAAGAUCAAGUGAGUCAUCUGAGUAGCAUAAAUUAUGUCAAGUUGUAUUUUAAUUUGCCUCAUUUUUUUUGUUUAAAUUGUGAUGGUACACUGUAUGCCCAUUGGUGGACAACAUUGGUCCUAUGAAUAACAGUUACUGUGCUUUCUUCUGUUACGUUCCUAAAUAAUGCAAAAUCAUUUUUAGGCAGAAGUUUAUCUUGUUCAUGUCAUUGGUCUCUAAUUCAAUUAUUGUCAUACUUUUGUAUUAAUUUUAUGGUAAUGUUCAAUAUUCUCUUUUGUAGGAGCGUCACUUGUUGGUAAAAGUCAUUGACCGAAUUUUGUACAAGCUUGACGAUCUUGUCCGGCCAUUUGUUCACAAGGUAAGCUGCUAGUUAACAAAAACAAAAUCUCAAAUAUUAUUAAGUAAACGUGUAUGGUUAUCAGUAAUUUUCAGCUUGGCUCAAAGUUUGUUUGGUUUUACUGAAGUCUGAUCUAAUCACACUCACAUGGUCUCUGCAAUGUUAUGUACUUCUUCAUUCUUGUACAAAUUGUUAGGUAGAUAUAUAAUACAAUUUUAUUAAUGAAAUGGCCUCUUUUCAGAUCCUUGUGGUUAUUGAACCUCUGUUGAUUGAUGAAGACUACUAUGCAAGAGUGGAGGGGCGUGAAAUCAUUUCCAACUUGGCCAAGGUUAGUGUUUGCUUGCCCUGAUUCAGUGCUGACAUAACAAACAAGUGUUAAAAUGAACCAUUGGCCUAUAAUAUUGCACUGUAAUAAUUUUUCUUGUGUACAGACACUACAUUUUAAAAGACUAAUCCUGAUUAUUAGUCCUAGGAGGGUUAAGGUCAUCAUCAGUCUAAACACUCAGUGAUAUUAAACUUCUGUUGAUAAACUUUACACACCAGUUUUCAUUGUCAUUCAAAGACGUCAAAAGUGCUCAUUAUUUUACUUUCCCAGAUGAUCCCAUUCAACUGACAUAUAUGAACUGUGUACCAUAGUCCCUAUUUCUUCAAAUGUAGAUAUUGCUAUCCACUAGAUAAAUCUCUUUCCAAUAGUGCAAUUUAAAAUUUUGUUAAUUCACAUCCACUAGAUUUUUUUGACGGAUAGUGCCAUCAAACUUUUUAACACCCUGAGCCAGGAUUCAAACCAUGUUAUUUUAUUGAUUUGAAAUCUGUGACUUCCUUUAGGCUGCUGGUUUGGCUACAAUGAUCUCCACCAUGAGACCUGAUAUUGACAACAUUGAUGAGUAUGUCCGUAACACCACUGCAAGGUACAUUUUUUUGUUACUAUUGCAAAAUAGGCAGUUUUAAGUCACUCCAAGUUGCGACCAUGUUGGUCACCAUGGUGCCUAAACUUUUGGAGCUGGUGACUAGAUUUGCAAAAAAGUCUCCCUGAACCAAAAGAGUUGCUUGCCAAAUGGUGACCAAGCAAAAACUUGGAGGGUUGGUCAGUUGUAUAGAACCUAAUGUUAGGCUUAACAGCUAACAUCUCGCAAUAUAAUACAGUUUGACUGGUCUGCACACCAGAUAUUAGUUUUUACAUCCACCUUAAAGAUUUAUGAAACUGUCACUUGAACAUGUAGGUGAAAAAGGUUUCCUCCAAAUUUUUUAUGUAAAUAUUUGUCUACCUACAGCUGUACAUAUAGCAUUUUCCUUUGAAUAGACCAGUUUUCUAAUAAAUUUGCUUAUCCAGCUUUUUCAAAAGUAUCAUCUGCCUAAUCAAAAUAAUGUUAAUUGCUGGGGUAAAAUCAAUUCUCUGGGUAUCAGCCUAAAAUUGUUUUUUAUAUCUGCCCUCCAACUCAUCAUUUUCUGUGCUGUUUUGUUUCUUACAGAGCCUUUGCUGUUGUAGCAUCUGCUCUGGGUAUUCCCUCCCUACUGCCUUUCUUAAAAGCUGUGUGUCGCAGUAAGAAGUCAUGGCAAGCCCGUCACACAGGCAUCAAAAUUGUCCAGCAGAUUGCUAUUCUGAUGGGUUGUGCUAUCUUGCCACACUUGCGAAAUCUAGUGGAGAUUAUUGAACAUGGUAAGGCUAUUGCAUAAUUAAAAACAAUUUUUAUAGUGGUUAAGUAUCAAUUUAUGUCAAAUGGCAAAUGCAAAUUUGUACCAUAUGACAAAGUUUUCCCUUUACUUGUCAUUUACUGUUCAUUAUUUUUGGGCAUAAAUUAGUAGUUUCAUGCAAUUUUCUAUCCAUAAGAAUAAUUUAUUGUUUUGAGCUGUUUUUUUUGCUCAUUUUCUUUAUUAAGAAAUUCUCAACAUGAAUCUGAUGUUCGCUGUUUGCCAUAUACGGGAAGCUUAAACUGUUUAAUGGUUUACAUGGGCUUGAUGAGCCGUGGAAUCUUUACAAACUCCCUUGAAAUUUUAUUACCCACAUUUCUGAUUGAAGUUGGUUACUCACAUAUGUAGGAGGGUAAGAAAGAUCAAAACCUUUGUGUCGCAUCAUUUUCCCAUUCAAGAUUACCAUUAAGACAGUUGAUCUUUAGAAUUCAGAAAUUUGUUUAUAUAAUAUUGGUGUUAUGGUUUUUUUUUCCAUGCUUACAGUGGUUUUGGGAUCUCUUGCCAGUAAUGAUGGUGCUGCUCUUUCUACUAAUCCUGUUACAGGCUGUGUCUUUAACAGAUCAUUCUGCAGAGAAGUAAAUCUAUUUAUUCCUAACCAUUGUUGUUUUUGUCUUCGUAGGCUUGGUUGAUGAACAGCAGAAGGUGCGAACAAUCACAGCUCUUGCCUUGGCAGCUCUUGCUGAAGCUGCCACACCUUACGGUAUUGAGUCUUUUGACAGUGUCCUGAAGCCACUGUGGAAGGGUAUCAGACAACACAGGGGAAAGGUGAGAUUAAGGACUUAUCCUGUUUUCUUGUGAGUAAUGCCAUAACUGUAUGCUUUCAGCCAUAUAUUCUCGUUCCUAAUUCUCUUCCAAAAUGAUGAUUUUGUUUGACUUUUGCAAGAGACCACCUCCCUUAAACAACCAGUAACUCUUCGCGUAUUAGGUGCUAGCUUUUGGGAGGUUUGAGUGUAUCUUUUAAGCUAGAUAAAAAAAAAACUUUUAAAUCUCAAUAGUGCAACCUUUGGCCCCUUGAGCUUGCUGAUUCAUCCAGAAAAUAAAGAAUAUAUAUAUAUGUAUGAAAAAGCCAUUGAAAAAGACCCUGCAUCCUUUGAUUUUGUGUAAGUCAUCACUAGAUAUCCUGUGGUGGAAAGAGUACCUGGCCGUCUGUGACUACCACCUGGGCACUGCAGAAAUAGUUCCAUCCAUUAAAAUCCACGACAUGAAAAAAAUACAGUGUACUGUGAAAAUGCGGGUUUUGAAUGGUCUCAUUGUAGAGUUUGUCUGCUGAGUGAAAGGAAAACUGAAUGGAAACAAAAGAAUCUUCUUAAGUGUUUGGGUUUGAAUCUAACAUGCUGCCUUUUGUUUAUCAGGGUCUUGCUGCUUUUCUCAAAGCCAUUGGGUACCUGAUCCCUCUUAUGGAUGCCGAGUAUGCCAACUACUACACCAGAGAAGUGAUGUUGAUCUUGAUUCGUGAGUUUCAGAGUCCUGAUGAAGAAAUGAAGAAGAUUGUGUUGAAGGUUAGUCUGAGCUAGCACCUUAAGAAGAUCUCUGAAGAUUAUCAUAAUUAUUUCAGUCAUUGCUAGGAAAAUCCAUUUGUUAUGUCUUGAUUUAAAUUUGACUGUUUUGUAGCGUGUUGUGUUUUUCUUUGUUAAUACCUUGAAAUAGAUAAUGGCUAUCCAGAAAUUAAAAUGCUCCACAGUAGUCAAAGCAGAUAAAAGAAUGUAUUACUCAUUCGACAGGAAUUUAUAAAUGUAGCCAAUUAUUGAUUAGUUUGGUAUUCCAUUAAAAUAAAAUUCAUGCUCACAAAAUACAUUCAGGUGUCAUUGUCUUCUAGUAACAAUAAUUUCAGGGAUCUCUCUAGGACAUAAUAAGAGAUCAUUAUUUACAGCCCCUCUUUGGAUCUUUGGAUGUCAGACCACUCAUGUACAAGUAUUAUUUGCUUUAUUGAUUGACAGGUGGUGAAGCAGUGUUGUGCUACAGAUGGUGUUGAAGCUCAGUACAUCAAAGAUGAAAUUUUACCAGAUUUUUUCAAACAUUUCUGGCAGCACAGGAUGGCACUUGACAGAAGAAAUUACAGACAGGUAUGUACUAUUUAAUUUUGUGAAAAUGGCUGUUGUAUUUCUUUCCCACAUCUGAAGCAAGGCUUUCAACUAAGGCAAGCAUUCAUGCUGAUUCAAAAAACUAUGGCGAAGAGGAAUUUAAGUCAUUGCAAAUAACAAUACAACUGUGAAAAUGCUGCGUAGUGAAAUGCUUGCUUUAUUACUUGGUUUUGAAUAGCAUUGACUGCUCCAAUAAUUUUGUCUAGUUUAUCUAUUGCUUAAGAGUGCUAGUGAACAAAGGUAAUUACUGAGUGUUAAUGUUAUUUUUGGCAGCUUGUUGAUACAACAGUAGAACUGGCAAACAAAGUUGGAGCAUCAGAGAUCAUCAACAGAAUUGUGGACGACUUGAAAGAUGAAAAUGAACAGUACAGAAAAAUGGUCAUGGAAACCAUUGAAAAGGUAACCAUCCCUUUCCAAAAUACAGCCUUCAAUGUACAUUGUCAAUAUUAGGUAGUCAUUCAAUUGAGGUGCCAUCAUUUUUUCCUCCCUGGAGGUAAUCUGUUGAUUAUGAUAAGUAAAAUAUUUUAUACUUUCUAGUGACCUGACCUGUUUCUUGGCAAUUGUAUCUAAACAUUUAUGCCUUUUAUUACAGACCAUGGGUAACCUUGGCUCAUCCGAUGUCGACUCACGUCUAGAAGAACAGCUUAUUGACGGGAUCCUGUAUGCCUUCCAGGAACAGACACAAGAGGUAACAGGUUCUCUUUUUUGGGGGCCAGCUCCCUGGUAGUUACAUAAGAAUUUUUCUUACCUGACAUCAGCUGUGUCUAGUCUAUGCCCCCUUUGGUGUAUUUCCCAGUGCUCUUUGUGGGUCAAGGGCCAGAUCAGACAAGGGGUUGGGCAUAAACAUAUUGUUGACUUUUCAAGACCAAAAGUCAACAUACGUAUUGGAGACCCUAAUAUUGAGGUUUUUUGACAUUUCCUGCAAACCGUGAAUGUCAAGAAGUCACGUGACCAGGGCCUUGCCAUCAGGUUUGUGGUUUGAGUUUCGUGUUUGUACGGCUAGAUCAUGCUCCAGAGGUAAGUGAUUUAUCUCAAGGUUUUUUGCACCCUAAGACAUCGCAAUCCCACGUUUGAAAAGAAAUACGACUAUAUAGAACUCUUUUGCUUAUUGAUUAUCGAAUUCUAUUAAAAAAACAUAAUUUUGAAGACAAUUUCUCAGCUAAAAUAGCAGGAAGUGGAUGAAUGAAAACAAACAUGGCAGCCGCGAGCUACCACCAGCAAAUCUUAAGUCCCAAAUAUGGACAGAUGGAUAACGUGAAACCAUUAGCCGCAAACCUCAGUUGGUCGUUUGCAGUAAAAUGACCAAACCUCGACCUUAAGGUCUCUAUUCUCAAAACUGUGCUUUGUAUCCUCUCUAUAGUACUGAAGAGGAGAAUUUGUUUAUGAAUCAAGACAUAAGUCUCCAAGCCCUUUUCUAUUGAUUUUAUGUUACGGCUGUCAAUACUUCCGACUAGAAAUCUAGAAAUUUUAGUUAUUUAUUUGUUUAUUGAUGUGUGUUUGUACUCUCAGGAUAUUGUUAUGCUUAAUGGUUUUGGUACAGUGGUGAAUGCACUGGGCAAGCGUGUGAAGCCAUAUUUACCACAGAUCUGUGGUACCAUUCUUUGGAGAUUGAACAACAAGUCAGCUAAAGUCAGACAACAGGCUGCUGAUCUCAUCUCAAGGAUUGCUCAGGUCAUGAUGACCUGUGGGGAGGUGAGUAUCCAACUCUCACAUACACAGUCGGUAUCACUUUUCAUAAGUGACCACCCUCCAUAAGCAACCACUUCAUAAAUUUAACAAAUCGACCACAAUUUUCCAUUGUCUACACUCUUAUAGACCAUAGAAAUGACAUCAUAAAAUGUUUAAAACUCAAGUGGAACCACUCGCCUGGUUCCCUGCAAAGUUUUGAAUGUUUUGUGGCAUCAUUUCUAUGAUCUAUAAGAGUGUAGACCAUGGCAAAUCGUGGCCGAUUUGUUUUUUACAAUAACAUUUAUUUUUAGUUUCCUGCUAAGUUUGUCAGAAAAUCACUGCGCUAAGUGACAUUUUUCUUGUCGUUUUUCGUAUUUUUGCUCUACCUUGACAGCUUCAAGCACCAACUCACUGUCAGAAAUUUCUCCCCAUAUGUUAAAACUUGGUACUUCUUUGUCCAUGUUGAGGAGUAAAGUUAUUUUUAUGAAAAAACAAAAACAAAACCGGCACUGUGUGACAUGUUACGUCAUUUUCAUGGUCUAUACUCUUAGACCGUAGCUCUCGACCAAUCAGCGGGCGAGGAUUCACUCAGUUAUCUUGAGCAUUUGAUCAUUCAUAAUAGCUAACAAAAAAAUUUUGUCUUAUGUAGAAAUAUCAAGUGUUGCAAUUUUACUAAUAUUCUGAAUUGUUUUUACUAUAAAAAGGAAAAAUUGAUGGGUCACUUGGGUGUGGUGUUGUAUGAGUACCUUGGAGAAGAGUACCCUGAAGUGCUAGGAAGUAUUCUGGGUGCACUGAAGGUAAGAAGCAAUGGCAGUUAUAUUCAUUGUGAGUGGUUUUCAUUAAAAAACCUAAUUUGAUUGGGUUUGCAAGAAUUAGUAUUUGUUAUUAUUUCCUUAGCUUCAUCUUACACUUGGACGGAGCAUCUUUUCUGUUAUUGAGGCAACUGAAAAGUGGCUAAGAAAUCUCUGUCGUGUCUCACUAUAUUACAGAUAGUUUCUUAGUGUCCAGAUGUCAGGUGAAACAGUCUUCCAUAACCCUCCCACACCCAUUUUAAAAAAGGGUCGUUGAAAGCUCUUAAGAUUACUGUUUUUUUGGCAAGAAGUAAUAUAUCAAGCAUGAGACCCAGAUGAAACACUGAGAAGAGAGUUAUAGGUACGAAGCACAGUGGAGUAUUUUUGACGAACUUCGAGGUGUUUCAUCUGGUGAUGAAUCACUAUGUCAAAUACUUGAUAUUACUUCUCAAGCAAAAUGAUUUGGCAAGGAGAAAUUAAGGAUGCAAAAAUGAGCAGUUAUUUUAUCUGUUUUCCAAACACUCCCUAAACAUUAAUUUCCUUUGUAUUUUCUUUAUCAAUUAUUGAUGAGUGUGAGAAGAAGUGUUGAAACCUUUGUGCAGUGAAUGAUGGAGCCAUGGAUUGCAUUUUCACCUUUUGAAGCCUGUCAUGUAACCAUUUAUAUUAAACUCUUUGCAUUGGCAGUGCUUUAACUGAGCAUUUUUUUUCAGUAUUUUAAUAAUUUUAAUUCGAAAUUUUUGUUGAAUGUUGACUUAGCCCCUCGUGGGAUUAUAGAGGUUAAGUUGUUAUCGUAAUGUUAGUAAUCAAAUAAUAAGCAAAAAGUAAUUGUUUUUCUCAUUUGUUUUCAGGCAAUUGUUAAUGUAAUUGGAAUGAACAAAAUGACUCCACCCAUCAAGGACUUGCUCCCGAGAUUAACACCCAUUCUGAAGAACAGGUAAAGUACUCAUCCUUUCUGCUGUAAAAUUGGUCUUACUAAAAUAAUCUUGUAUGAAGAAGCCGGCCUCACUAUCGUUUGGUGCGAAAAACCUCACACAGAGAAGUAUCAGCCAAGUAACUAUAUGUUUCUUAGUAUUUCACAAAACAGGGUUCGGUAUUUUUUCAGUUGAAUUUUUGCAACUUGAGAACUGAUCCUUUGAAGCUUCUUUUUUUCAGGCACGAGAAGGUACAAGAGAACUGUAUUGACCUUGUGGGUAGAAUAGCUGACAGAGGAGCCGAACAUGUUGGGGCUCGUGAAUGGAUGAGAAUUUGCUUUGAGCUGCUGGAGCUGCUGAAGGCGCACAAGAAAGCAAUCAGAAGAGCGACUGUGAACACGUUUGGGUACAUUGCCAAAGCAAUUGGGUAUGUUACACUUGAAUUAUGUUCUUGUACAAUAAUACUGUUCAAAGCGUUUGUUGUUGAUGCAGCGGAAGCUCUUCUAACGGACACUCUCGUAAGCGGACAGCUCUACUUACGACCGCCUUCACAAAACCCCGUUGAAAAAAAAAAAAAAAUUGUAAAUUGUAAUUUGUUUACCCACGGAUCACUAAGGAGUUCAUAAGAACUCGUUGAGACGUGUCCGUGCGUUCCAGAUCGAAUUGGAAUUUGGAAGUGUUGGUUUUUAAGGAGAAGGGAAAACCGGAGUACCCGGAGAAAAACCUCUCGGAGCAAAGGAGAGAACCAACAACAAACUCAACCCACAUAUGGCGUCGACGCCAGGAUUCGAACCCGGGCCACAUUGGUGGGAGGCGAGUGCUCUCACCACUGCGCCACCCUUGCUCCCCUUAACUCCGUAGUUUUACGUUCCGGUAAGCGUCAGCUCCAAACGGUAUGGACACGUUUUUCGCGUUCCGACGGUGUCCUCUUACGAGAGCUUCCACUGUAUUUUAGUCUUUUACCAGUGGGCAAAAGCCCAAAUUGAUAAUCUUCCGUCUACUUGAACUACGAAGCAAGUCAUAGGGAACCAUUUGUUCGUAUCAUAUUAUGCCGGGUUGACUUGCUUAGCAGAAAAUGAGACACCAACAAUGGAUAAACAGUCUGCACAUGCUAUAAAGCAAAAGAGCUAAUUUAAAGAGUUUUUUCGCUGGACUUAUCCACAUACAAAUUCUCUACGCUGGUCUCUAUACAUUUUCAUGAAGAAUAAGUUGAGAGAAUUUGAUAAAAGAUCAAGCAUUUUGUCUUACGUGAUUAUUUAAUUAAUUCCCGCAACCUUUUCUCUUGAAUGUGUCUUGAUAUUGUUUAUCACUCUUGCGAUUUGAAGAAUUAAUUCAAUACAACUUGUUGUAAUACGACCACCUAAUGGCAUAUCAAUGUUUGUACUGUUAAGUCCCCAGGAUGUGCUUGCGACUCUACUCAACAAUCUAAAAGUACAAGAGCGUCAAAACAGAGUGUGUACCACUGUUGCCAUAGCCAUUGUUGCAGAGACUUGUUCACCCUUCACCGUGCUACCUGCUCUGAUGAAUGAGUAUCGUGUGCCAGAGUUGAAUGUACAGAACGGUGUGCUGAAGUCCCUGUCUUUCUUGUUCGAGUACAUUGGAGAAAUGGGUAAAGAUUACAUCUAUGCUGUUACGCCUUUGUUGGAGGACGCACUUAUGGACAGGUAUGAGUUUUGUAAUCGCGUGAGUGACCGAUGAGGCCCGUUGCGUUACUUUCUUCAGCCAAGACCGAUGUUAUAAAUAGGUAAAGACACAGAAGCAUAUAACCCUGGUAAAGAUUCCAUCUAUGCUGUCACGCCUUUGAUGAAGGGCGUUCUUAUGGACAGGCUAAUAAGGGUUGUUGUGUCACGUACUCGCUUUAUCCGAGACUGAUGUUAGUUAUACAGAAAGGAGUGCGAUGUCUUGCGCACAUCUUAGCCUCCUGAGCAUGCGUUUCUGAUCUAAUUUUUGCCCCAUAGAUUUUUAGCGAGAGCAAAAUUUUUUUUCUUGUGUCCCAACUUUCUCGACGAACUCGCGCGGAAACGCUUGUUACGCAGGCUAUGCGGAUCCAAAAACAAAAUACAGUGGAACGUCGAUGUAACGAACGGAAGGGCCGUGGGACUGGCAGGAUAUGUUCGCUACAACGAGGUUUCGUUAUAUCGAGGUUCUUUUCCACAUUUUUUAGCAUUACUGGAUCGUUGAUUAUCGUUCGUCUCACCAAGGACCUCGUUAUUUAGAGGUUCGUUAUGACAGAACGGCAAGUCUUGUCCAGUCCUUUCCGCGCGCUUUUGCGCUCUCAUUUGACGCUACGACAUCGUCUUCUCUUAAUCUACACAAUACUACCAACUUGAAAGUGUUUCAAUUUGACUAAGUACAGGCAAACCCCGCUAAUACGGGCACUGAGGGGGCCAUAGAAAGUGUCCGUAUUAACAGGGUGUUCGUAUUAAGCGGGUUGAAUUUAGAGAAAAGGUAAUUGCCUUCUUUCUCCAGGGACAAAGAAAACUGUCCGUAGUAAAGAAGUGUCCUUAUAAAGCGGUUGUCCUUUAAGCUGGGUUUGACUGUAGCAAUUAAUAAUUUGUAUGACUGAGACAUUUUGACUACGAUUUGCUAACCAAGCGUGUACGUUGUUAUCUCCUGCAGGGAUUUAGUUCAUCGACAGACCGCCUGUGCAGCUAUAAAACACAUGGCCCUGGGUGUGUCAGGCUUCGGCUGUGAAGAUGCACUCACUCACCUCAUCAACUAUGUGUGGCCCAACAUCUUUGAAACGUCGCCUCAUGUUAUCAACGCUGUUAUGGAGUCUAUUGAAGGCAUGAGAGUAGCAUUAGGACCAUCCAGAGUUCUCCACUACUGUUUACAGGUUAGUUAUUGGAGACUUUCACCAUCAGGAUUUUCACGGUUAACGGCAAACCUGAGUAUUCAGUUCAACACGAACUGUCUGUACUGAAAUCAGUGUUUUUUUUUUUUACGAUUUUAGGGAAUGUUUCACCCGGCGCGAAAAGUUCGAGAUGUCUACUGGAAGAUCUACAACAGCUUAUACAUUGGAUCUCAGGUAAAACUCCUAAAGAGUUUAACAAUGCUCCCAAAUAUUGUGAUUUUACAGCUGAAUUCAAUAUUUUACACUCUUCCUUUAGAGUUCACAUCAUUGGAAAACGUAUUUACACUUAUCGUUUAGCUUUUGAACUCAACUUUUUUAUUUGACCUUGUUCGCUGUACAUUUUCAACUCGACAAAAAAUUUUUUUACAGUGCUAGUUUUUAUUACGUACGCCAUACUUGCUCGCAGGCUAUCCCCGCCGCUAUGGACGUUUUAGCUGUGUAGUUACAAUUCUUUUAUUAACCAUCAUUUUAUUUUUGGUCUUGUAGGAUUCGCUUGUAGCAGCAUACCCGACUGCACCCAGUGAUGAGAAGAACAACUUCGCUCGAGCAGAACUCUCGUAUUUCUUGUGAUCUCUUUUCUUGGCUUGUCAAUAUUCUGUUCAGUAAUUUAUUCUUUGUAACCAGUGGCGAAAACGUGGUAUUUUGUAAAUAGAAAGACAAAAACUGUUUAAGUAACUGAUAUAGUUUUACAACACUCAGGUUUGUGGCUUCGAAGUUAACGCUUCUCCCAAUGGCUCUUCGGAAUUAGCUGCUCAGUUAGUAACAGUUGCUGACAAGUUAUUUUUCAAUCAGUCGGCUCGUAGACAUAAUAAUUCAAACUCUAUUUAAUUUUUUCAUGCAUCCACCAUUUGUAAU